Messenger RNA from Helianthus annuus (common sunflower), 414 nucleotides. RefSeq lists its product as uncharacterized. The record is from RefSeq and is a predicted model, not a curated record. The transcript has a single exon. Bases 1 to 414 code for a protein of 137 amino acids. Lineage: Eukaryota; Viridiplantae; Streptophyta; Magnoliopsida; Asterales; Asteraceae.
AUGAACGGUUUUACUCAUGGUAAAGUAGAUGCAACUCUCUUCACAAAAGAAGUUGAUAGACACUUGCUGAUAGUCCAAAUAUACGUGGAUGACAUAAUCUUUGGUUCGACCAAUGACGCACUCUUCAAAGACUUUGAAAGGGUCAUGAAACUCAAGUUCAAGAUGAGCUCAAUGGGAGAAAUGAAGUUCUUCUUAGGCUUACAAGUUGAUCAGUUGCCGGGAGGAAUAUUCAUUCACCAAACGAAUUAUGUUCACGACGUGUUGGAGAAAUUCAGCAUGACGAGAACUUCACCGAUGUCAACUCCAUUAGCGCUCAAUCACGGCAUUCAUCCGGAUCUCACGGGGGAUAAAGUCGACGAGAAGUCACAAACGAGAAGUCAUCAUCAACAAUUGUUUUUCAUUAAUCAUAAAUGA